UUGACCUACUUUCCACUCUUACAAUUUCUAUCAGUAGUUAUUCGACUACGAAAUGAAAAUCUCUUUCAGGGUUUCUUAAGAGAUUGUAUCGUGAUUGAUUAUGUAAUAUCACAUUACGACUCCACUUUAUUAUUUUGUGAAUUUAGGUAAUUGCAUAAUUGUUUGAUCAUAAACGAAUUAUUUCUUCACUUUUCCACUGUUUAAGACGUUUUUCACGACUCAUCGCUAUUUCUUCUUUUUUUUUUAAACACCACUAAAUUAUGGACUUGGAUAAAGCUGCGUAGUCUCGUAGACUUCACUCAUUUCUUGCUUGCUAAAUGAUUAAUGUUUGUUUGUCGAGUCCGUCUGAUGAACAUUACCCGAGCAGGUGCAUCCUGAGAAUUGCUCAAAUAAUACAAUUUUUUAGGACAUCAUUCGAAAAAGGGAUCUAUGCUACAUUAUCAAGAAACUGAAUGAAAAAUGCUAAUGUAUUAUAACAUUCGUUUUACAUUUUUUUUCUUAAUCGUGAUUAAUCCGAAUAAUUCAAAGUCAUCCGAAUGUAGUCAUGUUCGGUAUCAUUUUCAUUGGUAAAACCUCAGCAAUCUGAUCAAAAUAGUUUCAUAAUCAUAAGGUAAAAAACAAAUUCUAUUUUUCUUCAUACAAUGACUUGGUAACUUAACACCAUCGAUUACGAAUUAGAUAACACGGACGAUCGCUUCGAGCGAGCUCCAAGCGGGUCAAUUCCAGGUAAUGGUGGGGAUGACCCUGUGAAUAUUAACCGAACAAAAAGAGAGAACAUUAACUGAAUAUUACGUAUAUAUGUUUGAAAAUAGAACUAUCAACCUUAACAUUAACUAUCCAAUUAAUAUCAGUUCAUGCUUAUUUUUCCCCUAACUUGCUCAUUGUAUGUAUUGUAUAUGUAUUAUCGUAUGAAUAUGAAAUUUAGUGUGUUAUUCUAGGAAUAUUCAACAUAUAGGAUAUGCGAAAUAUUUUCUUCUUUUAACAAGAUGAAAUACACAAAUAGGUAAAGUGUCUUACCAUUUUGUCCGGCACUCUAUAUUUAUAUUUAACACGUUGAAUGUCAUGGGGGUCACCGAUGACUGGCACUCAACUUGGCCGUGGCCCCGUGAGGGUCACCGGUGACCGGCGCACCAAGAUUAGUAAAAAUACAUAAUGGGAAGAAAUGUCAAUAGUUAUAAAUUGUUUAUUAUUAUCACCGUUACUACAAUGGUGUGACGAAAUGAAUGCAGUAUAGAACAUAUAAAAAUAGUUUUAUUUAUACAUGAAAUAUAGAUCUAUUAUGUGCGCCCCCACCAGUGGCUAUCGAACAUGGAAAAAAACCCGCUUUUUCCAUGUUUUACCUUAAUGAACAAUAACCCUAAGGAACGUUUCGACUUGAAAGAUGUUUGAUGGCAAUUAAGGGGCUUGCCAGUAAGGUAAAAAAUGCUAAAUCUUGUGACGGUUCUUUAGGAUUAUUGCGGGUCCGAAUAAGUACGACCGAGGAAUGGAUUACGGUUUAUGGUAGAUCCUAGGACGUAACAGCAUAGAACAAUUAUUUAGCAACGCGAAGAAACAAUAUGAGAUAAUUGAUAAGCGCAAAAAUUAAGUGAAUCGUGCGAAAUUGCACUACAGCGCCAUGGGGGUCACCGGUGACCUCAGUGAGAUAAAUUCAUUAAUGAUGAUUAUACACCGUAACAUAUCUCUUGUAGUCUAUUGUCAAAUGAUAAGCAGCAAGUUGUAUGAAUGUUUCUUGAAUCUUUUUAUAUUACUCAUACCUACCUAAAAACAUAAAGAUGCAGUGGUUAAAUAGUCAAAGAUUGCUUAAAGCAGUGAAAAGGAUUAAUUCACUAAAUAACCGUAAUGCCAGCAGCAAUUGCAAGAUUGUUUGUAGUUCUGAUAUAGAAGUGGCAAAAAAAAAUGGGCUGCCAAUUGUAGCCUUAGAAUCAACAAUCAUUACUCAUGGAAUGCCUUAUCCUGAUAAUUUGAAGACGGCCAUUCAAGUAGAAAACACUGUUAGAAAAAAAGGUGCUAUACCUGCAACUAUAGGAAUUUUAAAUGGACAGAUACAUGUUGGUUUGAACGAUGAACAACUACAAAUACUAGCUAAAUCAGAUUCUACUAAAACUAUUAAGUGUUCACGUAGAGAUAUAUCAACAGUUGUUGCCCAAAAACUAAAUGGAGGAACAACUGUUAGUGCAACAAUGUUAAUUUCAAAUUUAUUAGACUUGCCUAUAAUGGCAACAGGAGGCAUUGGUGGUGUUCAUCGUGGUGCAGAAAAGAGUUUCGAUAUUAGUACUGAUUUACUAGAGCUUGGGCGUACUCCUGUAGCUGUUGUUUGUUCUGGUGUUAAAUCUAUAUUAGAUAUUGAAAAGACAUUAGAAUAUCUGGAAACACAAGGAGUUCCAGUUAUAAAAAUUGGUGAAACAAACUAUUUUCCUGCAUUUUACUGCACUGAAUCAUUACAAAAGACAAAAGUGCCACAUAGAGUAUCAAAUUCAGAAGAAGCAACAAAGAUUCUUAAAGCACAAAGGGAAUUAGGUCUUCAAACAGGAUUAUUGUUUGCGGUCCCUAUUCCUACAGAAUAUGCAUUAGAUUCAAAAGAAAUGGAAUUGGCUAUAUGUAAUGCUUUAGAAAAUGCAAAAAGUAAAAAUGUAAGUGGAAAGAAUGUCACACCAUUUUUGCUAGAAGAAUUAAAUAAGGUUACACAUGGUCAAUCUCUUCGAGCUAAUAUGGCACUCAUAGAAAACAAUGCAAGUGUUGCAGCAGAAAUUGCAGUGAAUUUGGCUAAGAAGUGUUUUCAGAGCUCUGUCAACGAUAGUACUUCCAAGUGUAUUCUGACAUCAGAAAGAAAUCCAAUUGUAAUUGGUGGAGCUAUAAUGGAUACAACGUUGCAAGUGAAGGAAUCCGAGAUAAAAGACGAUGGUAGAACGCAUGCCGGUAGAAGCCGAGAAAAUUGUGGCGGGGUCGGACGAAAUAUCGCCAACGCCUUGAUCAACCUUGGUCUGAACGCUACACGGUUAAUAUCCGUCGUUGGUAACGACCAGCCUGGGAAAGCUAUAAUUAAAAGUCUAGGAGAUGGUGCCCAGACUGUGGAGCAGUUGUCAAAUAUGAACACGGCUAGAUGUACCGUGAUCAUCGAUUACAAAGGCGAAUGUCGGUUCGCAGUCGGUGAGAUGGAAGUGUUCUCUAGUAUCAGCCCGCAUUUGGUGAAGAAAUACCAAUCGUACGUGGAGAAUUCGAGUUUCAUCGUUCUUGACGGUAAUCUACCUCUAGAUACGAUUCGAUACGUAUUGGAUCUUGCAACGUGCUCAAAAAUUCCAGUUUGGUAUGAACCCACGGAUGUGAACAAGGCAACUAAAGUAUUUAAAGCAAAAUCACAAUGGCAAAAUGUUUUGCAUUUUAUAUCACCAAAUAGAAAUGAACUAUCAGCUAUUGGGAAAUAUCUUGGCAUAUCGGUACCUGACAACAAAUUAUCUAUAGACUUAGAAGAAGUAAAAACAAUUGCAGAGCAAGUAGCUGAAUUUAUCCCAGUGGUUAUAAGUACACUAGGAUCACAAGGAGUAUUGGUCGUUCGUAAAGCCCUUGGAAAUGAUCCCUUUUACGAUAAAGAAGGAAAAUUGGUUGCUCAUACUAUGGUCACUUCUCGCCUAUAUCCCCCCUUAUCUUUUAUUUCUGAUGAUCCAAAAGAAACAUACAAUGUGAGUGGUUGUGGUGACUGUCUUACUGCUGGAAUAAUUUAUGGAAUUCAUAAAAAUUUAGAUGAAACCAGCUGUCUUUCCUUAGCUCUAAAGGCUGCUGCACUUUCUUUAACUUCAUUAGAUGCAGUCCCCGCUUCACUUUCAUUAUUAUGCAAUGAUGCACAAUGUUGAUAAAUAUUAAACAUUGGAAAUUAUAUAUUGGUAUAAAAUACUUUAAUUAUAUAUAAUAUAUAUUUUUAUAAGAUUGAGAUUAAAUGUGGACGGAUAGAUUUUAAUAAAUAAUUAAUAACUACAUAAUUAUAA
Molecule: messenger RNA, 3980 nt
Organism: Bombus pyrosoma
Lineage: Eukaryota; Metazoa; Arthropoda; Insecta; Hymenoptera; Apidae
Product: pseudouridine-metabolizing bifunctional protein C1861.05
Exons: 10
Coding region: 1773-3848 (691 amino acids)
Molecular function (GO): pseudouridylate synthase activity
Source: RefSeq, a predicted model, not a curated record